AUGAAGAAGGACGAAAAAAAACGAAGAAGGACGAAAAAGGACGAAAAGGACGAAAAAGGACGAAAAAGGACGAGAAGGACGAAUAAGGACGAAAUAGAUAAUACGGACGAAAGAGGACGAAAAGGGACGGAACAGGACGGAGAGGACGAAAAAAGACGACAAAGGACGGACAAGGAUGAAAAGGACAAUAAAGGACGAAAAAGGACGAAAAAGACGAAACAGGACUACAAAGGACGAAAAAGGACGAAAAGGACGAAAUGGGCGAAAAGGACGAAAACGGACGAAGAAGAAUACAAGGACGAAAAGGACGAAGUGGACGAAAAGGACGAAACAGGAGGACAACAACAAAAGAGGACGAUAGGGGAUGAUAAGGACGAAAAGAAGAAUACAGGAUGA
Messenger RNA from Zophobas morio, 396 nucleotides. RefSeq lists its product as uncharacterized. Lineage: Eukaryota; Metazoa; Arthropoda; Insecta; Coleoptera; Tenebrionidae. The coding region runs from base 1 to 396 and encodes 131 amino acids. The transcript is spliced from 2 exons. The record is from RefSeq and is a predicted model, not a curated record.